UACCAGUAUUGAAUAAGAACAAAGUUUCUUUGGCACUUGCUGGCCGACCACAGACUAUGGCACCGUGUAGUUGGUCAACAGACUGGCAUGGAGAACACAGAAAAGGCAAUACAGAGAUUUACCUGAAUGCAGAAACUUGGCAAUGUCCCUCGUAAUGGAAGAAAUGCAAAUUCCUACUACACGAUGCUACUGUCACCUACUAGAUGGGCAGACACCCAGGGGAUGGAGAAGAAUGCCCUCUUUUUGACGGCACCACAGGGACGGGCACGCGCGCUUCUCAAAGUUGGGAGGACAGACUAGCUGUUGGGUAACAUGCGUUUAGAUUGCAAGUGCACGAACCUGCAACUUUCAGUUUCAUUUCUGGAAACCGUCCCUGAAGUACCUGCACGUGUAGGAAACGACAGGACAACACUGCAGCAGGAAGACACGCUGUCCACAGCACAAAGGAGCAUCGAAGGAGCCUGUGCAAAUACACUGUCCCACACCCGGGCCAUGAGUCCAGGCCAGGCUGCGCCGGAAAUGAAGGCCCUCCUGGCUUUGUUCCUGGUCGUGGGCCUGCCGCGGGCGGAGACCAAUGUCACUGUGUCUGGGCGACAGAAUGCGGCGAUGAGGUGCUACGUUUGCGAGACAGAGAACAAUUUUCUCUGCACCCAAGAGUCCAACUGCACCCAGGGCAGCCGGUUUUGCACCACUGUGGCCGUGAGAGUGUUUCCGCGGUUCUACCUGGUUUCCAAGCAGUGCGUGGCGGCCUGUGCCUUCGAGGGCGUGCAGCAGCGCGGGGCCAAGUCCUUCCUGCUCAUCAAGCCCACGCCUUUCCUGUACGUGGUGUGCUGCCAGGAGCGGCUGUGCAACACCCACAACCCGGUCAUCGAAGAAAACUCGGAGGAUAAGUACAAGGAGGUGGCAGGGGCCUGCGACGGGCUGGGCGGCCGCGCGGGGCUAGCGGCUCUCCUGACCCUGGCCUCCGCGCUCCUGGACCUCUGGCUGCCGUGAAGAAGCGGGCUCGCCCCCGGUGCUGGGAACCUGUGCCAUUAAACGGGUUUUGCACAGCGAGCUCACGGGCAGUCUGGCCUCCGGGGACCUUGGGUGGGGGCGGGGGGGGGGCAGCCCCGUUGGCUCCAGCAGGCGGCUGGAAGGAGGGCAAGGCCGAGCCCUGCCCAGAGGGAUUUGGUUUACACGUUGUUUCUCUCUGCAAUCAAGCCUUGUGACUCUGUUUC
Phacochoerus africanus (Common warthog) is the source of this 1217-nucleotide messenger RNA. It is a transcript of the gene LY6K, whose product is annotated as lymphocyte antigen 6 family member K. Gene Ontology annotation, biological process: binding of sperm to zona pellucida. Bases 313 to 993 code for a protein of 226 amino acids. Gene Ontology annotation, cellular component: acrosomal vesicle. The record is from RefSeq and is a predicted model, not a curated record. Lineage: Eukaryota; Metazoa; Chordata; Mammalia; Artiodactyla; Suidae. The transcript is spliced from 4 exons.